AUGUACCACGUCGAACUGCUCCCCAGCGGCUCCAGCCACGCCACCCCGGGAUGGACCUACGUCGCUGAUCGGGGCUUCGACCCCGCCAAAGCCGCCAUCACACCCGCCAUCGGCCGCAAACGAGGCAUUCGCGACCCUGGCCGCGCCGAUCUGUCCUCGCGCCAGAACAAUGCCAUCGUGCGCCAUCUGGCCGAGCUCGAUCGCGAAAAUCACCGCGACGUGCAGAUCCCCAUCCCCGCCAAACAGAAAGACGCCGCCGGCAGAGUCCCAGAAGACGUUCCGCAACUACCUCGACGACGAGGAGGCUGCCCUGGCGCAGGCCGCCGCACAAGCCCCCGCGCAACGCUCCGCCCCAAACCGCAUCACAAAACCCUCAUCUUCCGCCUCCUCCCUCCGACGCGGCGCAACCCCUAA
Messenger RNA from Aspergillus terreus NIH2624, 414 nucleotides. Its product is annotated as putative HIT finger domain protein. Gene Ontology annotation, cellular component: Swr1 complex. The coding region runs from base 1 to 414 and encodes 137 amino acids. The transcript has 2 exons. Lineage: Eukaryota; Fungi; Ascomycota; Eurotiomycetes; Eurotiales; Aspergillaceae. The record is from RefSeq and is a predicted model, not a curated record. Gene Ontology annotation, molecular function: nucleosome binding. Gene Ontology annotation, biological process: chromatin remodeling.